AUGACUGAUACACAGUCUCUCCAACGUCUUCUUCGAGAACAGGACGUUGGAAUUCGUAAAACAGACGACGAGAUAACCGCUUUGCUUGCUUUUAAGGCAGAUUAUCAAACUUUAAUAACCAAGCUGCAUGAUUUUCCGAAAGCUGUAUCGAGACCGGCCAUUCUUCCAUUUGGUCGAAAAGCCCUGGUUCCGGGGCGUCUGAUCCACACGAACGAACUACUUGUUCAUCUCGGAGGUUCUGAUGAGUAUUUUGCCGAACUGUCUGUUCACGAGACGAUUGAGUUGAUCAAGCGUCGUAUUGAACGAUUGGAUGCCUCGGUAGAAAAAUUGAACGAACAGCGUCGAUUGAUCCAUGACCGUGUUCAAUACACCAGCCAGUUCGCUCAACAGGCACCGCAUAUUAUCACUCAGCCUCCAUCGACCGCGAAGGAAUUAACAACCGUUCAGGAAUGCGAUGAAGUGGAAAUUCGUGAAUCCUACGACUCUGAUACGGAACGAGAGUGGCGGGCAAAACAUCGAUCUGCACGUGAAAAAGAACGCGAGGCUCUGACCAAGAUGCCCGAUCCAGUUAUAAAACGACGAGUUCGUUUUGUUAAAGGAACCACAAAAGCGAACAGUCACCAGGAAGAAAAUAACAACAGUGAUGAUUCCGCAGCGUCCUCGACUUCUUCAUCAGCCAGUGAUAACUCACCUCCAGAAAGUUUUAUCCAUUUUCAGCAUAGUUCUGUUCCAUCUCCUGGUGUACGCAUAGAAAUCCCUGAUCAGGGCAACAUGACAGUCGCGGAAGCAGUAAAUCAAAUACGAACUCAUGGCACUCUUUUAAUCUCUGAAUCAGCAGAACCAAAACCCACAAGUGCUUUCACGGAGAUUGUCGAACGGGAUGCAAACACGUGUAAAGGUGACUCUGAGUUGGUCCCAAUGGACAGCCAGUUGCCAGUGCAACCAGCUCGUGUAUCUCGAUUUCGGGCGGAACGUCAGCGACACAAAUGCCGCUGGGAAACAAAUACGUGA
Molecule: messenger RNA, 1011 nt
Organism: Echinostoma caproni
Lineage: Eukaryota; Metazoa; Platyhelminthes; Trematoda; Plagiorchiida; Echinostomatidae
Source: the annotation of a GenBank genome assembly